Molecule: messenger RNA, 504 nt
Organism: Carcharodon carcharias (great white shark)
Lineage: Eukaryota; Metazoa; Chordata; Chondrichthyes; Lamniformes; Lamnidae
Product: histone H2A-like
Exons: 3
Coding region: 1-504 (167 amino acids)
Biological process (GO): DNA damage response
Cellular component (GO): nucleosome
Molecular function (GO): protein heterodimerization activity; structural constituent of chromatin; DNA binding
Source: RefSeq, a predicted model, not a curated record
AUGUCCGGUCGCGGUAAAACCAGAGGCAAAGGGCGCGCCAAGGCCAAGACUCGCUCGUCCAGAGCCGGGCUCCAGUUCCCCAUUGGCCGUAUCCACCGGCUGCUGCGCAAGGGCCACUAUGCCGCGCGGGUCGGGGCCGGAGCCCUUGAGUAUCUGACGGCCGAGAUCCUCGAGCUGGCCGGCAACGCGGCCCGGGACAACAAGAAGACCCGCAUCAUCCCCCGCCACCUGCAGCUGGCCAUCUGCAACGAUGAGGAGCUCAACAAGCUAGCUCUGGAUCAGAGGCAACACAUGACUGUGCCAUUUGUUCACCUGCAACUACCGGAAUUACCAUACACAGACGCUGGUCAAACACAAGUCAAUCCAGCGAUACAUGUACCAGUUCGUAGCAUUUGCUUACCCAAGAGUUCUGAAAAUGCCGCUAUCUUUUUACCAAGGAAAAUGUCAAGUGGAGCUCGGCAGGAGGUGACAUCAGAGGAUAAAAUCCUCUCCAGGUUAUUCUGA